Molecule: messenger RNA, 754 nt
Organism: Colossoma macropomum (tambaqui)
Lineage: Eukaryota; Metazoa; Chordata; Actinopteri; Characiformes; Serrasalmidae
Gene: cep20
Product: centrosomal protein 20
Exons: 4
Coding region: 32-460 (142 amino acids)
Biological process (GO): cilium assembly; microtubule anchoring
Cellular component (GO): ciliary basal body; motile cilium; centrosome
Molecular function (GO): protein binding
Source: RefSeq, a predicted model, not a curated record
UGGACACUGUGACACUAACAGCACCGCCUCCAUGGCGACGGUUACAGAGUUAAAGUGCGCCUUGCGGGAGGCGCUGGAGUCUCGGGGUGUUUUGGGGCAGCUGAAGGCUCGGAUUCGGGCUGAGGUGUUUCAGGCGCUGGACGAUCAGAGCGAAACUCGACCCCCACUGACCCACCAGAACCUGCUGAUUAACGAGCUGAUCAGAGAAUAUCUGGAGUUCAACAAGUAUCGAUACACAGCGUCGGUUCUGACUGCAGAAUCAGGUCAGCCUGAAGCUCGCCUGGACCGUCAGUUUCUAGUGAGUGAGCUGAAUGUCGUAGAAGAUCCGAGUGCCAGAGCUGUUCCUCUGCUGUACGGCCUGCUCUCACACUUCCUCAGUGGCAGAGACGGAGGAACGUUUUUAAUCAGAAACCCCCCGGAGCCCCACCGGCCCGCCGACGGGGAACAGGAAAGUUUAUAAACUCUCAGGUUAACGAGAACCUUCACAGCUUUGAAUCUUCUGCCUGUUUGAUCCUCAGUAAUGAAGAAGAUUCUCUAAUGAAUAAAACUUCCUGCAGGUGUUCUAGAUCAGGAGAAUGUCACAUGACCAGCGUUCAGUGAUGAAUGUUUACAUGCUGAAGUGGCCAAAACUCCAUUUGAGGAGUUACUAGUUUAGCUUGUUGUGUUUCUGUGUUUUAGAGCUGAUGGAGUCUCUCUGUGAGGUUAGACUCACUGUUGAUUAAUGUGUGAAGAAUAAUAAUAUUUUUUUUUAACG